Acanthosepion pharaonis is the source of this 504-nucleotide messenger RNA. Lineage: Eukaryota; Metazoa; Mollusca; Cephalopoda; Sepiida; Sepiidae. The record is from the annotation of a GenBank genome assembly.
AUGAUGUUACAUUGCAACCGGUUGGAUGCGAUUCGAUACGAAUUUCUGGGUAAUCCAUGCGCUGCCUUCCACCACUUUUUCACCACAAGUCUUUAUUACCUUAUUCGGCUUUUGAAUACCAGCACACUUGAGGAAUUGAGGAAUCUCUUUAAGGAAACAGCAGGAAAUCCUCUACAGCCCACAUCAAACGGCACCGGGGUGCAGCCGUAUCCUCUCUCACGGACUUCAGCCACCAGUUCCUCAUAUCGAAGCAGAUUUUUUUCAUUAGCCUCAUCAAUCCCUUUUUCCCAUCCCAUUGUCAGCUCGCCAAGCAACAGUUGUUGCUUCUCGCUAUCAAUUAACACUAGAUCUGGCCUCAGUCCAGACACAACAACCUCCACUGGCAGUGUAGCAUCAACCAACACUCUCCACUUCCUUGAGAAAUCCGAUCUGGUCUUCUGCUCGUGUCAGUCACACAUUGCUUCAGGAAGGCAAUCCUUCGCAGGUCCGUCGAGGGUAUGCUAG